Anopheles moucheti is the source of this 3104-nucleotide messenger RNA. RefSeq names its product ATP-binding cassette sub-family G member 4. Gene Ontology annotation, molecular function: ABC-type transporter activity; ATP hydrolysis activity; ATP binding. The transcript has 8 exons. Gene Ontology annotation, cellular component: plasma membrane. The record is from RefSeq and is a predicted model, not a curated record. NCBI's taxonomy places the organism in Eukaryota, Metazoa, Arthropoda, Insecta, Diptera, Culicidae. Bases 226 to 2292 code for a protein of 688 amino acids.
UUGGCGUGCGCGUGGAGGUUCGGCGAAUAAUCGCGUAAAUAUUGUGUGCAUUGCAGCAAUACGGAAAAUUAACACGUCGGUUGCUGCGGAGGAAAGCUGGGAUAGGGUGGUAUCCACGUGUGUGGCGUGUGUCGCAUAACCUGUGCGGCAAGAGUGCAACGAACUGAGGAGUCCAAGUUUGAAAAUUAUAAACAACACGCAGCCACCAAAAACAGCUCAGCAACGAUGGAUAAGCAGUACGUGCUGAAGAACAACAUGAAAAAUGGUUCGGUACGGGUGCAGAUCGUACCGUCGCAGCCGAAGACGCUCUCCCAUCUGCCGACCCGACCACCCGUUGAUCUGGCCUUCCACAAUCUUACGUACCGGGUCAAGGAAGGACGCCGCAACAAUGUGAAGACCAUCCUGAAAGAGGUCAGCGGCAAGCUACGCUCGGGAGAGCUGACCGCCAUCAUGGGACCGUCCGGUGCUGGCAAGAGUACGCUGCUAAAUAUCCUUUCCGGCUACAAGACAACAAACAUCGAUGGUUCGAUAACGAUGAACGGAAAGGAACGCAACCUAAGCCAGUUCCGUAAACUAUCCGCCUACAUCAUGCAGGACAAUCAGCUGCACGCCAACUUGACGGUGGAGGAAGCGAUGAACGUGGCGGCUAGUCUGAAGCUGAGCCAAAAGGUGGAGAAGAGUGAGAAGCAGCAUGUGAUCAAGGAAAUUUUGGAAACACUCGGCCUGGAGGAACAUCGCCCGACAUUGACGCGGAACCUAUCCGGCGGUCAACAGAAGCGUCUCUCGAUCGCGCUGGAGCUCGUAAACAAUCCGCCGAUCAUGUUCUUCGACGAACCAACGUCGGGACUGGACAGUUCGACCUGUUUCCAGUGCGUGAGCUUGCUAAAGUUCUUGGCCCGCGGUGGUCGUACCAUCAUCUGCACCAUCCAUCAACCGUCGGCCCGUUUGUUCGAGAUGUUCGAUCAGCUGUACACGUUGGCCGAUGGUCAGUGUGUGUAUCAGGGUAGUACGCGACAGUUGGUCCCGUUCCUGGGUACGCUCGAUCUGGAGUGUCCCUCGUAUCACAAUCCGGCCAGCUACGUUAUUGAGGUGUCGUGCGGUGAGCAUGGUGAUCAUACGCGCAAGCUUGUCAACGCAAUCGAGAAUGGCAAGAAGGAUAUUCGCAGCGAGCUGGAUUUCCCGGCACAGAAGAACAAGAAGAACGAAAAUGCGGCCAACGGCAAUGCGAACCUGAAGGUCAACUACGAGCGCAUGAAUGGUGGUGCGAACAAGUACGCGGACAAUUUGAACCUCGGUGGAAACGGUCUGCUCCCACCGUCCAUGGUGAACGAUAUUGCGAAAGAGACGGAAACGAUCAAAAUCGCCGUCGAACCGGACCGGGAACCGGAGGUUAACAGUGCGCUGCUACCGGUCGAGGGUGCGGCUGACAUUGACCACUCGCCUGAACGCUAUCCAACCUCGGAGUUCCACCAAUUUUGGGUUGUGUUGAAGCGGACGUUGCUUUUCAGCAGACGUGAUUGGACUCUCAUGUACUUGCGUUUGUUUGCUCACAUUCUGGUUGGGUUCCUGAUCGGCACACUGUACUACGAUAUUGGUAACGAUGGUGCGAAGGUGCUCAGUAAUCUGGGAUUCCUGUUCUUCAACAUGCUGUUCCUGAUGUACACGUCCAUGACAAUUACGAUUCUUUCAUUCCCUCUGGAGAUGCCGGUACUGUUAAAGGAGAACUUUAAUAGAUGGUAUUCAUUACGGUCGUAUUAUCUCGCUAUCACUGUCUCGGACAUACCAUUCCAGACAAUCUUCUGUGUGUUUUACGUCUCGAUCGUCUAUUACUUCACGUCUCAACCGCUUGAAUGGUUCCGCUUUGCAAUGUUCCUUGGCUCGUGUCUGCUGAUCUCGUUCGUGGCACAGAGUGUUGGUCUGGUUGUCGGUGCUGCCAUGAACGUCCAGAACGGUGUGUUCCUUGCCCCAGUUAUGUCCGUACCAUUCCUGCUGUUCUCCGGCUUCUUCGUAUCCUUCGACGCCAUUCCAAUCUAUCUACGGUGGAUCACCUACCUUUCCUACAUUCGUUACGGUUUCGAGGGAACGGCGCUGGCCACCUACUCGUACGGUCGCGAAAAGCUCAAGUGCCACCAGGUGUACUGUCACUUCAAGUCACCCACGACCACGCUGGAAGAGCUGGACAUGUUGGAUGCCAACUUUACGCUCGAUAUUGUUGCACUGAUCGUCAUCUUCAUUGUGCUGCGAGUUGCCGCCUUCCUGUUCCUACGCUGGAAGUUGAAGACCACCAGAUAAAUCGCGUGAUGCUUUUUAUUAAAGUUUAAAUUUAUCGUGGAGAGCUUUAGUGUGCAUGCGCUAUGGUAUUGCGCGCUAUCAUCAUCUUCCAAAUCCACCCGAUACCAUCGUAGCGUAAGCCAAAGUAGAGUUAAAUGUUUUCAAGUUCUUCUUCUACUGUACCAAAAAACACAGAUGAGUGAAAUAGGAAAAGAUAAGGUCUGUGUGAUGCAGUCCAUUGGUUUUUAAUCAGAUUAUCCUUGCCUUGAUCGUAAAUUGAACAAAUAACGGAACAUAUCAAAACAAUCGAACAUUGACCGAAGCUCGAGCUCGAUUCGAAUCGCAGAAAUAUUUGCCACAAGAUUUGCCUUCUACCUUUAUUGGGUGUCUUAUAGGCUAACUUUAUGGCGUUCUACACCGUGCCCUUAUACUAUCUCUGUGUCAUUCAAAAAGGGCAGCUUUCGAAGCUGUUCUGUCUAUCCAGUUUUCAAUGCAGUUGAACUAUUUUGCUGAACGAAUUUUACGAUAAGGCUCAAGCGCACCGUAACCGUGCAUUACAUUAGAUGUUAAUGGAACGGGGUUUCUUUUAAUAACCGAUAUUUGCUUCAAGAUGUGUACACGUAAGAAAAAUGUGGUUGUAAAACAAAAGAAGACGAGAGUAGGAAAAAAAUCAGACUAAAUGUGAUAACAUUUUAAACAAGAAAGCAAUGACAUGAUCAAUCAACAUAAUAUUGUAACAAGUGCAAUUAGUUAGUGCUGCGGAAGUGAGAAGCGAAUGUGGAUUGACCAAUUGUAAAUGGAAUAAACAGGAUUCAAGUGGUUUUUUUGAAAAU